Falco peregrinus (peregrine falcon) is the source of this 2161-nucleotide messenger RNA. RefSeq names its product solute carrier family 25 member 19 (gene SLC25A19). The coding region runs from base 283 to 1251 and encodes 322 amino acids. Gene Ontology annotation, molecular function: thiamine transmembrane transporter activity. The transcript is spliced from 6 exons. The record is from RefSeq and is a predicted model, not a curated record. Gene Ontology annotation, cellular component: mitochondrial inner membrane. Lineage: Eukaryota; Metazoa; Chordata; Aves; Falconiformes; Falconidae. Gene Ontology annotation, biological process: thiamine pyrophosphate transmembrane transport.
GGCGGGAGGCUGAGGCGGCCCUGAGGCGGGGAGCUCCCCGCGCCGCUCCGCACCGCUCCGCUGCCCUGGGCCGCGGGCAGCCGGCCGCUCCGCCCGGCCUUGGGCUCCGUAUUCUCCCUCGGUGCCCGCCGUGGGGCCCGCGGGGAGAGGGGAGGCUGCUGCGGGGGGCGGCGUGUGAGGGGGCUCGGGAUGGCGGGGCAGGCUGUGAGGUGAGGGGGUGGGAAGGCGCCUCCUGGCCGAGCGGGCCUCGCUGUCCCCAGGCGGCGGGGACACCGGGCAGGCAUGGUCGGCUAUGACCCUGAGGCCAGGUGCGUCUCCACGGUGGAAGCAGCUGUGGCAGGAUCAGCAUCGGGCUUGGUCACUCGGGUCCUCAUCAGUCCUUUGGAUGUCAUCAAGAUCCGCUUCCAGCUUCAGAUCGAGCAGUUGUCCCCAAGAAACCCCCAGGCAAAGUAUCAUGGCAUCUUGCAAGCUAUACAGUGCAUCUUCCAGGAGGAGGGGUUGGUAGCCUUCUGGAAGGGCCAUAUUCCUGCUCAGCUCCUUUCAGUUGGCUACGGAGCUGUUCAGUUCAUGGCGUUUGAAAGCUUGACAAAACUGGUGCACAACGUCACCUCAUACAACGCCCGCGAUUCCUUUGUGCACUUCGUCUGCGGUGGACUGGCUGCUUGCACAGCCACUGUUGCAGUUCAGCCUGUUGACACAUUACGCACUCGCUUUGCUGCUCAGGGUGAGCCGAAGAUCUAUCAUAACGUUCGCCAUGCCGUGGUGACGAUGUACCAGACAGAAGGGCCUCGGACUUUCUAUAGAGGUUUGACCCCCACAAUCGUUGCCAUCUUCCCAUAUGCCGGUCUCCAGUUCUCUUUCUACAACAUCCUGCAACAGUUUUCUGAAUGGGUGAUUCCAGCUGAAGGAAAGAAAGGAGGCAACAUUAAAAACCUUGUUUGUGGCAGCUGCGCUGGACUCAUCAGCAAAACCCUCACUUACCCUUUUGACCUGUUCAAAAAGCGACUGCAAGUGGGUGGCUUUGAGCAGGCCCGGGCAGCCUUUGGGCAGGUGCGGAUGUAUAGGGGUCUCAUGGACUGCAUAAGGCAGAUCAUGCGAGAGGAGGGCCCAGGUGGAUUCUUUAAGGGCCUUUCGCCCAGCUUGCUGAAGGCUGCUGUCUCUACUGGCCUUGUCUUCUUUUGGUAUGAGCUGUUCUGCAGCCUCCUGUGUGCCCUGAAGAGCACUGAUAGCGCUGUGAGGAAGGAAGGCUGAAAGGGGCCGGUGUGUGGCUACCUGGUGUUCUCCUGGAGGAGGGGGAACUGCCAGCUUUGCUUUGUCAUGCUGGAUAUGUCAGAGCUCCUAGAGUCCACCAGCCUGUAGGAAAUCACUUCCUGGGACCAAGCAGAAGGAGAAGGCGACUGCAGUUCUGCUGAAGACACUUGAACUGCUGCGCUGAAAGCUGUUCAGCUGAGCACUUUUUUCCUCUGUCUCCUCUUAUAUCAGCACAUAUUUGAUGGGGAGAGGGGGGAACCCAGCAGACCACUACCUAGCAGAGACUGCUGUGAAAAGGCACCCGAUAAAGUUGAUGAAUUCCUGUGCUUGCCCUGGAUCACAGAGCAGGAUCCUGGCCUAGCUAGUGCUGCUUAACCAACGUACCACCUCCUAUUGCUGCAUCCACACGGCUUUAUUUCCUUGCUUUAUGGCCUGCUGUUUGCACGAUAUUCUUUUCUUGGUGUUGCACAGGUAGCUCUGUCCUGCUGUUGUGAAGUCAGUUCAAACGUCUUUAGCACGCACAGAACCUCAGUUUUCCUUUUCUUUGUUGCCAGCAGCCGCUUCACAAUUACCACUUGCUGGCUGUGCAUUCUCAGCCACCAUAAACACAGAAUCUUCUGAUGGAUCGUGCUGACCCAAACUCACUUUUCCUUUAACUCUGGUGAGCUUGAUUGUAUCCCAGGUGCCCAUUUCUCUUCCUGCAUGUCUUGCCAUGCAUCUCUUAGGGUUUUGCAUUGCCUCAGCAGAGCUGCAGAUUAAGAACCCCACUCUUAAGGGGAUUCAACGCACAAGCCCAGUUUUUACUUCACGUUCUUUGCUUCAAUGCAGUGAGUAAAAUACUGUACAGAGUUUUAGAAAUAUUUAAUCUAAGUUGUAAUAACGAAAGAAAAGUCCUGUGGAAACUAGUAAA